AUGGCGUCUCUGGGGCUUCUCUUGCUCGUUGCAGCAGUGGUUCACCUCUGCACUGCAGAACCACAGCCACUAAAGGUGACCACCAUUAAGCAAGAACCAUACACAGUGUCAAAAGGCUCAGAGUUUGAGGGCUUCUGUAUGGACUUGCUGGCAGCACUUGCAGAGAAACUGGGCUUCAAGUACAAUGUUCGCCUGGUGAAAGAUGGAAAAUACGGAUCCAAGGAUGAGCGCGGCAACUGGGCUGGGAUGAUUGGAGAGGUUGUGAGAGGGGAAGCGGAUCUGGCCAUGGCUCCACUUACCCUCACCGCUGUUCGGGAGGAAGUUGUAGACAUGACCAAACCAUUCAUGCAGACAGGCCUUAGUUUUGUCAUGAGAAAGGACACUGCCUCAGAUGAUUCGCAGUACCUCAGCUUUUUAAACCUCUUCUCCAGUGAGAUGUGGAUCAGCCUGCUGGUUGCUUAUCUGCUUACCUCCUUCUGUAUCUUUUUGGUGGCUCGUAUUAGCCCCUCUGAAUGGAGCCAGCCACAGAUGGAGGAAAAUCACUUUACAAUCUCACACAGCUUCUGGUACACUAUUGGAGCGUUAACACUUCAAGGUGCUGGUCCACACCCCAAGUCCUUCUCAGGACGGGUUAUUACUGCCAUCUGGUGGUUGUUUUCAUUAGUCGUCUUGGCCUGCUACUUCGCCAACCUCAGUUCUUGGUUGCACAUGGACAACAAGCAGCUCUCAAUUAAGAGCUUUGAAGACCUGGCGAACCAAAAUGUCAUUGAGUAUGGGACACUUAAGGGCUCCUCCUCUCUUGCUUUCUUUAAGAACUCCAACAAUCCUACCUACCGGCGCAUCUUCGAAAACAUGGAGAGAAAGCAGUCCUAUGCCCAGACAAUGGAAGAAGGCAUCCGUAUGGCUCAGGAGGGGAAAUAUGCCUUCAUUGGAGAAUCUGUGUCUCUGGACCUGGCUGUGACACGUUACUGCAACCUAAAGCGCUGUCCUGAGAUCAUUGGCAUGAGAGGCUACAGCAUUGCAGUUCCUUUGGGCUUUCCCAUGCUGAAAAACCUGAGUGUGGCCAUCCUACAGCUAAGCGAGUCCGGAGAACUGGAUUUUCUGCGUAAUAAAUGGUGGGCAAGCAGCUGCAUGGCAGAAGACGCACAGGCCUCAUCUCUGAAGCCCAGCAGCCUGAAGGGUGUCUUCCUGCUUUUGGCGCUUGGCUUAGGGCUGGGACUCGUUCUGGCCCUCAUGGAGCUGACUGCCAAAUCACGAAACAUCGCUAACAUACAGCAGGCUAUGGAGACUGAAAUUAUCCGGAAAAUCGCUUAA
Molecule: messenger RNA, 1314 nt
Organism: Pangasianodon hypophthalmus (striped catfish)
Lineage: Eukaryota; Metazoa; Chordata; Actinopteri; Siluriformes; Pangasiidae
Exons: 9
Coding region: 1-1314 (437 amino acids)
Biological process (GO): monoatomic ion transport; modulation of chemical synaptic transmission; synaptic transmission, glutamatergic
Cellular component (GO): postsynaptic membrane; plasma membrane; dendritic spine
Molecular function (GO): AMPA glutamate receptor activity; transmitter-gated monoatomic ion channel activity involved in regulation of postsynaptic membrane potential
Source: RefSeq, a predicted model, not a curated record